UUUUGGUUUCUUGUUAACAUUUGCCUUUCGCUAAGAACACACACUCAUGUCUCUGCUUCUCGGCCAGGCUCCGAAGCUCUGUCUUCGGAAACCAGUGUUUGUUAGAGCCUCUCCUCCUCUUCGCUCUAAUGGCUUGCUGCAAACCCCUCCUUGUUCCAUCAUCGGCGCUGAUCCUUGCGGAGCAAAUCUCGGAAAACUCGUGAUUAUAAAUGCUAACGAAUGUGGCCGCAUUCAUUUGGAUAAGAAGGUGCCUAUGGAGUUGGUGUAUAAUGAUAUUACUGAGGCGAUGGUAACGAUCGGUUCAUCUCAUGGCUGGGUAGCUACUUUGAAGAACGGAACAGUGCGUCUCCAAGACGAUCUCAACCCAUCUGCAUCGGAUUCAGAUCCAAAACGUAUCUCGUUACCUCCUCUUGUAACUCUGCCUCAUUGCCAAACCCAAAUCGUCACUAACGUGGCAAUGUCAUCAACUUCUCCAGAGGAUGAGGACUGUGUUGUGGCUGUCAAGUUCUUGGGACCUCAACUAAGCUUUUGCAGACCAGGUCAAAGUAACUCCGAGUGGACCAAUGUCAGAAUCGAAAACCCCUGUUUCUUCUCCUCCCAAGUCAUGUUUUCAAAGAAACACGGCAUGUUUCGCAUACCCGGAUCCGGAGGCCACCUCAUUGGAUCAUGGGAUCUCCACAAACAGUACAAGAACAUACCUAAGAUCCAGAAGUUGCGAUAUCAGUACCAUCCCGGACAGAUGAAGACCACACCCGAGCUUUUGAAUUUGUACAGCACAAGCGAACACUUGGUGGAGUCACGAUCCACAGGUGAAACAUUCUUGGUUAGGUGGUACAGGGAUAUAAUCGAUAGCAUCGACGGUGCUGCGAUAAUGGAAACAAGUGUUUUAAGGGUUUUCAAGCUUGACGAAGAAGGAAACGCGGUUUACACUGAAGACAUAGGAGAUCUCUGCAUUUUCAUCUCAAGGUCUGAACCUUUUUGUGUCCCUGCUAGCUCUUUUCCAGGCAUGCUCCCUAACAAAGUCCAUAUCUUUGAUUUCGCCGAGGUCGGAUUAGUCGAUCUUGCUGACUGCAGCUACGAGGGUGGUUCAACUAGGUUCGGAUUCAAUGCCCCAUACCAUAUUCCACCUCAAGAUAUAGAAUACUAAGUUUUGAGUCGUCUAGAGAAUCUAUGUCUGUCUAUUAUUGUUAAAUCUUUCAAACAUCACUCUCACUUGGAAACACUAUUACUACUCUGUUUGAUGCAUGUGAGACUUGCUC
Messenger RNA from Camelina sativa (false flax), 1259 nucleotides. RefSeq lists its product as uncharacterized. The record is from RefSeq and is a predicted model, not a curated record. NCBI's taxonomy places the organism in Eukaryota, Viridiplantae, Streptophyta, Magnoliopsida, Brassicales, Brassicaceae.